This is a messenger RNA of Ceratina calcarata, 3711 nucleotides long. RefSeq names its product Opa1 mitochondrial dynamin like GTPase (gene Opa1). Lineage: Eukaryota; Metazoa; Arthropoda; Insecta; Hymenoptera; Apidae. Gene Ontology annotation, molecular function: GTP binding; GTPase activity; microtubule binding. Gene Ontology annotation, biological process: intracellular distribution of mitochondria; mitochondrial fission; mitochondrial fusion. The record is from RefSeq and is a predicted model, not a curated record. The transcript is spliced from 18 exons. The coding region runs from base 204 to 3137 and encodes 977 amino acids. Gene Ontology annotation, cellular component: microtubule; cytoplasm; mitochondrial intermembrane space.
CACUUUCUGCAAUGCCUGUGUGCAUCAUUCAGACUAGGCGGACGUGCGGAAUAAUGAAUUUCUAACAGACGCGUCGCGUCCCAUUGAAUUUUAGACGAUUUUUUACAACCGAUCAUUUGAUAUAUAAUAUAUAUCCAGGCAGAAGAGAAAGCUUUAAUCAAUUCGUUGUUACGGAGCCCGCUGUUCAGGCAGUGUCCCUUGAGAUGAAGCAAAUUCUUUGUAGCAAAAUAGGAGACAGGAUCGUGCUCGUCUCGAAGACGUCACGAUACUCUAUGCCUCUGUUUAGUGCCAGGAACUUAACGUCUGGCAGAAUGAACAAGGUCUACCGGCCUUUGCUAUCGUCUCCUCAUAUACGUUACUACGGCAAUCCUAAUAGAGCGUACGCGAUGUUCAUUGGGAGGAUUUUAAGAGGAGCCCUGAAAGUACGGUACCUCUUGUUGGGAGGGGCUGUCGGUAGCGGUGUCACACUGCAGAAGAAAUAUGAACAAUGGAAAGAUGUGAUGCCAGACAUGAGCUGGCUGGACAACGUAUUACCGAACGAACAGAAAUGGGCGAACAUACGUGACUCCCUUUUGUCUGUUAAAGACACCGUCGCAGAUAAAAUGGAACUUGAUCCACGUAUAAAGCAGCUCGGGGAGACUAAGUAUAAGGAAUACAGGGAAUGGUUUAAUCAAAGGCUGGACGAUGCCAUCAGAGCUGCUGAAGUGAGACAGAACGAACCUGGUACGAAUCGUUCUUCGAAUCGUAUAAUUGACGCAAUCUCAGCAAUAGUAUCCCAACUUUAUUCAGAAGCGAAGGAACAAGUAUCGAACAAUACCGUGGCGUUUGCACGGCCGUUGGUUGACGAUAACGUUGAAGAGGAACGUAAAAAAGCUCAAAAGUCGCAGCAGAGGAUGAACGCCAUGCAGGAGGAGGUGAUGCAAAUUCAGUUGAGGUACCAACGGGAGUUGGAGAGGCUGGAGAGGGAGAACAAAGAACUACGAAAGCAGAUGCUGUUACGGGGAAAUCAGAAAAUGAGCACUAAAAAGAUUAAAAAAUCGUUGAUCGAUAUGUACAGUGACGUUCUAGACGAACUUAGCGAUUACGACAGUGCCUAUUCCACAGCCGACCACUUGCCAAGGGUGGUGGUGGUCGGUGAUCAAAGUUCUGGUAAAACGUCUGUGUUGGAGAUGAUUGCUCAAGCAAGAAUAUUUCCUCGAGGUGGUGGCGAGAUGAUGACAAGGGCUCCGGUAAAAGUGACCUUGAGCGAAGGCCCGUAUCACAUAGCUCAGUUCAAAGACAGUUCGAGGGAGUUCGAUUUAACGAAAGAGUCGGAAUUAGCCGAGCUGAGACGCGAGGUUGAAUUGCGUAUGAAGAACAGCGUUAAGAACGGGAAAACUGUUAGCCAAGACGUGAUCUCGAUGACUGUUAAAGGGCCAGGGCUACAGCGUAUGGUUCUCGUUGACUUGCCUGGUAUAAUUAGCACAGUUACGGUCGACAUGGCUGAAGACACGCGAGAUGCUAUUCGACAGAUGACCCAACAGUACAUGAGCAACCCUAACGCGAUCAUUUUGUGCAUCCAAGAUGGGUCCGUGGAUGCUGAGAGGAGUAACGUGACAGAUCUCGUUGCUCAAAUGGAUCCCAGUGGCAAACGAACCAUCUUCGUUUUAACUAAGGUAGAUUUAGCAGAAGAGAAUCUGGCCGACCCCGAACGCGUCCGCAAGAUACUUUCGGGUAAAUUGUUCCCAAUGAAAGCGAUGGGUUACUUCGCGGUGGUCACUGGUCGUGGCAAACAAGACGACAGCAUACAGACCAUUAAGAGCUAUGAAGAAAAGUUCUUUAGAAACUCGAAACUCUUCAACAGAGAUGGUUUGGUCAUGUCUGGUCAAGUUACGACGAGGAACUUGAGCCUCGCGGUUGCCGAAUGCUUUUGGAAAAUGGUUCGCGAGACCGUGGAGCAACAAGCGGAUGCCUUCAAGGCUACUAGGUUCAAUCUUGAAACCGAGUGGAAGAAUAACUUCCCACGACUCAGGGAAUUGGACAGGGACGAGCUGUUCGAGAGAGCAAGGGGCGAGAUUUUAGACGAAAUUGUGAAUCUUUCCCAAGUCUCGCCUAGACACUGGGAAGAGGUGUUGAUGCUUCGCAUCUGGGACAAAGUCAGCAUGCACGUGUUCGAGAAUAUUUAUUUGCCCGCGGCGCAAAGUGGGAAUCCAGGCACGUUUAAUACUACAGUCGAUAUAAAACUUCGCCAAUGGGCAGAGCAGCAACUGCCGGCCAAAAGCGUCGAGAGCGGUUGGGAGUGCUUGCAACAAGAAUUUCACAAUUUCAUGAACCAGGCGAGGCUCAGUCCGGAUCACGACGACAUUUUUGAUAAUUUAAAAAAUGCAGUGGUCAACGAAGCCAUGAGGAGGCAUUCCUGGGAGGAGAAAGCCUCGGAGAUGUUGCGCGUUAUUCAAUUAAACACUCUCGAGGACAGGAGCGUGAACGAUAAACGGGACUGGGAUCAGGCAGUUCGUUUUUUGGAAACUUCUGUGAAAGAUAAGUUACAAGGAACGGAGCAAAUCUUGCGGGACAUGUUGGGGCCUGGUCGCAAGGAACGGUGGUUGUACUGGCAGAGGCAGACCGAGGACCAACAGAAACGCACAGCAGUGAAACAUGAAUUAGAUAAUAUCCUUUAUGCAGACAAGAAACAUGCGCCUACCCUGACGCAGGACGAACUGACGGCAGUGAGGAAGAACUUACAGAGAAAUGGUUUAGAAAUAGAUAACGAGUUCAUUCGGGAAACGUGGCAUCCGGUUUAUAGAAGAUUCUUCCUGCAGCAGAGCAUGGCCAGAGCUUACGACUGUAAGAAAGGAUAUUAUCUAUACCACACGGGACAUGAGACUGAAAUGGAAUGUAACGACGUGGUGCUGUUUUGGAGGAUUCAGCAGAUGCUGAAAGUUACCGCGAACGCGCUCCGCCAGCAAAUAAUGAACCGCGAAGCCCGCAGACUAGAUAAAGAGAUAAAAGAAGUACUCGAAGAUUAUAGCCAAGACACUCAAGUUAAACAGCAGCUGUUGACCGGUCGACGCGUCACCUUAGCCGAGGAAUUGAAACGCGUCAGGCAAAUCCAGGAGAAACUGGAAGAAUUCAUUCAAGCAUUGAACAAAGAGAAAUGAAGAAGCUGGGCUAAGAUUCUAGUUGAACCAUGGAAACCGAUGGUGUGAUGGUAUGUGAUACACGAUUACAGGCCCUGGUGGCUGACUGCGCGGAUGUCUAGGUAUUAAUUUAUUUUUUCUCUUCGUUAAUCGAGCUACUAGUCAGUUUUUAUGGAUAAUGGAAACUGAACGACUCACAAUGAUCGAGACACGUGAAAUUUUAGUCACUUUCAUAUAAUCCACUGCUUGGCGAACUUCUUCGAUCUGUCGAUCGUCCCAGCAUCGAUAAAAAAUAACUUAAAUUUUCGAAAACGUACACGAACAGAAUGACUGUAAUAAUGAGCGAUCACUAUUUUCAUUUCACGUUCAGCAAAUUUUCUUUCAGCAGCUAGCAUCGAUUGUACCAACAACUAAUUGAAUUAAUUGUAUCGAGUAACGACGUUCAGGGAGUGUAGAUAUAAAAAACGCGAUUUAGGGAGAAUGUCGCACAUUACAUUUUGUAUAUACAUCUCAUCUUUGCAUACAGAACGAAUGAAAGCGCGCAUACGUUUUGUAUGGGUAGGAACAUGGAAUAAAGAAAGAGUGAAAACGAGAA